This is a messenger RNA of Psammomys obesus (fat sand rat), 1820 nucleotides long. RefSeq names its product gem nuclear organelle associated protein 2 (gene Gemin2). Bases 36 to 770 code for a protein of 244 amino acids. The transcript has 9 exons. Gene Ontology annotation, cellular component: spliceosomal complex; SMN complex; nucleus. Lineage: Eukaryota; Metazoa; Chordata; Mammalia; Rodentia; Muridae. Gene Ontology annotation, biological process: spliceosomal snRNP assembly; spliceosomal complex assembly. The record is from RefSeq and is a predicted model, not a curated record.
GCAGGCGCCAAUAGAGAUUGGCGGGAUUGAAAACCAUGGCGUGGGUUCCAACCGAGUCUGCGGUGGAAGAGUUGAUGCCACGGUUGUUGCCUGUGGACCCCUGUGACUUGACGGAAGGUUUUGAUCCCUCGGUACCCCCCAGGACGCCUCAGGAAUACCUGAGAAGAGUGCAGAUCGAAGCGGCGCAGUGUCCAGAUGUUGUGGUAGCCCAAAUUGACCCAAAGAAGUUGAAAAGGAAGCAAAGUGUGAAUGUCUCUCUUUCAGGAUGCCAGCCUGCCCCUGAAGGUUAUUUCCCAACACUACAGUGGCAGCAGCAACAAGUGGCACAUUUUUCAACUGUUCGGCAGAGCGUGAACAAGCAUAGGAAUCACUGGAAAUCACAGCAGUUAGAUAGUAAUGUGACGAUGCCAAAAUCUGAAGAUGAAGAAGGCUGGAAAAAAUUUUGUCUGGGUGAAAGGCUAUGUGCUGAAGGGACAGUUGGACCAUCUACAAACGAAAGUCCUGGGAUUGAUUAUGUUCAAAUUGGCUUUCCUCCCUUGCUCAGUAUUGUAAGCAGAAUGAAUCAGGCAACAAUUACUAGUGUCUUGGAAUAUCUGAGUAAUUGGUUUGGAGAAAGGGAUUUUACUCCAGAAUUGGGAAGAUGGUUUUAUGCUUUGUUGGCUUGUCUUGAAAAGCCUUUAUUACCUGAGGCUCACUCACUGAUUCGGCAGCUUGCAAGAAGAUGUUCUGAAGUGAGGCUCCUAGUGAAUAUCUCACGCUCCUAUUCAUAAGCAUGGAGGAAGUGAAUCAGGACCUUGAAUAUGCUGCGCAAGCACUCUAUCCCACCUACAAAGACAGUUACUUUAGCUUGGUUUUGGGAGCAUAAAGUCCAAGGCUCCAUCUGUUCUACCUUCCAACUACAUCAUAAUAUACUAGGGAGGAUCACCUAAUGGGAGUAUGUCAGGAGCUAUUCCUGCCUGAUGUUCGGAAGGAAGGUGUCACACUAUGUCAUGCCCCUGUUGUAGUACUCAUAAAACUAGAACCCUUGUAAACAGCAAUAACUACCAAUCCUUCUCAACAGUAUCUUUCUUUAAAUAAUGAUCUUGGGUUGACAACCUGAAUUUGAUCCCCUGGAAAGUAUGUACACUGAAAUUAUCUACAUACAAGUAACAGCAUAUGGAAUGAGCAGAUUAUAUAUUUGAGUGUUUGGGAAGGGGUUGUAAAACAACAAUUAAGAAAAAAGACAUGAAUUUGAGAGAGAGCUAGAUGGGGUUACAUGGAAAGGAUUGGAGGGAGGAAAUUCAGGAACAAGGAAAAUGAGGUGUUUAUAUUUUCAUUUUAUAAAUAAAAGAUGGCUGGGUAUGGUGGUAAAGCAGCACUCAAUAGGUAAAGCAGGCAGAUCUCUAUUAGGUCAUUCCAGUCUACAUAGUGAGUUCCAGUCCAGCCAGGUAAACAGUGAGACCUUGUCUUGUGGUUGGAUGGAUAGAUAGAUAGAUAGAUAGAUAGAUAGAUAGAUAGAUAGAUAGAGUAAAAAAUAUAAAUAUCCUAAUGUUUUCUUCUGUCUGUCUGCUCAUUUGGGGACAAGGCUGACCUUAAACUCACAGAGAUCCACCUGCCUCCCAGUCUCUGGUUCUAAGGCGUAAGUCAAAACACCAGCACCUUGGUGGGUUAUUUCAAUGUGAUGAUGAGAGUCAUCUAAUAAAAGUUUCACAUUUUUUAUCUUAAAAGGAAAUUCAUUAUGAGAACAUUGAAAAGGAAAAGGCUACUCUUUUUCUGUUUUUUCAGGGCAGUAAAGACGACGAAAGAGUUCCUGCAUUGAAUUUGCUCAUCUGCUUAGUUAG